CUGGAGGUUCCCAACAGCAAGUUCUCUCAGAAGGGCAGGCCAGCAGGCUGAAGACCCAAAGAGUUGCAGUUUGUGUCCACAAGCAGUCUGCUGACAUGAUUCCUUCUUGCUCAGGGGAGGACUUUCUAUUUCUAAGCCAGCUGUAAUCUCCUCACUGGAGCAAGGGAAGGAGCCCUGGAUGGUUGUGAGGGAAGAGACAGGAAGAUGGUACCCAGACUUAACAUCAAGAAAUAAGCUCAAGACGUUAUCUCCAAAAAGGGAUGUUUAUGAAACAAAAUCAUCCCAAUGGAUUAGCAUGGAACAACUGAAAAGCCAUAGUCCUGAGAGAUUCAUUUUCAGAGAUACUUGGGAACGCAAAUGUCAUUUUGAGCAACAACAGGGACAACAGGAGGGUUAUUUCAGGCAAUUUAUGAUCAAUUAUGAAAAUGUGCCCAUUUUUAGCCAACAUACUUUACUCACUCAAGAAUUUUAUCAUAGAGAAAAAAUCCCUGAAUGUAAAAAAUGUAGAAAAAACUUUAGUUACCACAAAAGAACUCAUUCUAAAGAACUUUCUGAAUGUAUAGAAUGCACAGAAAUUAAUAUGCCAUUCCUUAUUAAACAACAGAGAAUUCAAAAUGCUGACAAAUGCAAUGAAUAUAAGAAAUGUUGGAAGGCAUUUAUUCAUUGCUCACAACUUACACAACAUCUGAGAAUUCAUAAUGGUGAAAAACGCUAUGAAUGUAAAGAAUGUGGGAAAGCCUUUAAUUAUGGCUCAGAACUUACUCUCCAUCAGAGAAUUCACACUGGUGAGAAACCUUAUGAAUGUAAGGAAUGUGGGAAGGCCUUUAGACAGCGAUCACAACUUACUCAACAUCAGAGACUUCACACUGGUGAAAAGCCCUAUGAAUGUAAGCAAUGUGGAAAAGCUUUUAUUCGUGGCUUUCAACUUACUGAACAUCUAAGACUCCAUACUGGUGAGAAACCAUAUGAAUGUAAAGAAUGUGGAAAGACUUUUAGGCAUCGCUCAUAUCUUACCAUACAUCAAAGAUUUCAUACUGGUGAGAAACCCUACGAAUGUAGGGAAUGUGGAAAGGCCUUUAGCUAUCUCUCAAGCUUUUCUCACCAUCAGAAAAUUCAUUCUGGCAAGGAACCUUAAGAAUGUAAUGAACGUGGGAAGGCUUUUUGUGAUGUCUUACAACUUACUCUACAUCAGGGGGUUCGCACUGGUGAGAAACUCUAUGAGUGUAACGAAUGUGGAAGGACUUUUAGACAGUGUUCACAUCUCAAAAGACAUCAUAGAAUUCAUACUGGUGAGAAACCUCAUGAAUGUAUGGUAUGUGGUAAGGCCUUUAGACUUCAUUCACAUCUUACUCAACACCAGAGAAUUCAUACUGGUGAGAAACCCUAUGAAUGUAAGGAAUGUGGGAAAGCCUUUAGCUAUCAUUCAAGCUCCUCACAUCAUCAGAGAAUUCAUUCUGGAAAGAAACCUUAUGAAUGUGUAAAGGCCUUUAAUCAUGGCUUACAACUUAAUUUACAUCAGACACUUCAUAGUGGUGAGACGCUGGUAAAGUUUCCUCUCCUCCCUCCCCAUCCUAGCAUAGCAUCAUGAAAGUGUUUUUGGAGAUACACAAUUUCUAUGUUUUCUUUAGGGGAAAAGUUG
Microcebus murinus (gray mouse lemur) is the source of this 1639-nucleotide messenger RNA. Lineage: Eukaryota; Metazoa; Chordata; Mammalia; Primates; Cheirogaleidae. The record is from RefSeq and is a predicted model, not a curated record.